AACAUCACUCGCAAGCGCACUUCACACCAUGUUUGCUCUCGUUUGCUCAUUUUGAUCGUUGGCGGGAGGGGCCCGGCUCAACGGGUCUUCACCAUGGUAUCUACAUUGCACUAUCGGAUCAUAAUGAUGAUGGACCUCCUCUACAAGCUGCUGCUGCUGCUGAUGCUUUGUGCUGCAUACGUGACCAAGGCCAACGGCAUCCUGGCUGGUCCCCUACUUCAGGGCUUGAUCAAAGGUCGGAGAUGUCGCAUCUUGAAUGGCGAGCGAGCGAGGCUGCCACUGGAGCCAGUAGGUCAGCCUGACAGGGGAGUCGACUGCAUUCCACGACCCUCUUGAGUACAGCCCAUUUCUGGAGCGGGACUCGAAAUCGUUGCUCUUGAGG
Molecule: messenger RNA, 382 nt
Organism: Microstroma glucosiphilum
Lineage: Eukaryota; Fungi; Basidiomycota; Exobasidiomycetes; Microstromatales; Microstromataceae
Exons: 1
Coding region: 94-336 (80 amino acids)
Source: RefSeq, a predicted model, not a curated record